GAGAGGUUUUAAACAAAGCUGUUAUCCCAUAUGAGGAUCUAGCACGUACUUUUUUCUUUAUGAGAAAAGGUCAUCAUAUACCAAGUUGUCGACCGUAUCAAAAAGUAGCAAUUAUUGUUCCAUACAGAAAUAGAGAACAGCAACUUAAAAUCUUCUUUAACAAUGUUCUGCCACGAAUAUAUCGCCAAAAACAAGAAUUUGGAAUAUAUCUUGUAGAGCAGGCAGAUGACUACCCGUUUAACAGAGGAAUGUUAUCAAAUAUUGGAUAUGAGCAUGCAAUGCAGGAUGAUAUGUAUUCGUAUGAUUGCAUUGUAAUCCAUGACGUCGAUCUGCUGCCAGAAGACGACAGAAAUUUGUAUUUCUGUAAUGAUAAAGUAGCUUACCAUUUAGCUGGUAAAAUGGAGAGAAAAAAUUAUAGCAUGAUUUAUCCCGGAUUUUUUGGUGGUAUCUCUUCGGUAUCAACAAAACAGUAUAAGAUGUGUAAUGGUUUUUCUAAUGCUUUCUUUGGAUGGGGAGCAGAGGAUGACGAUUUCAAAAGAAGAUUGAACAAUGCCGGAUUUCAUAUCAGCAGACCGUUAGAAAAGUUUUCUCACUGUGGUGAUGUUGAACAUAUAAAGGCAGAACCAGCAAAGCAGAGGUUUAAAGUGUAUCGAAAAGUUGGACGAACAUGGAAGUUUGAAGGUUUGAAUAGCUUGCAAUAUCAGCUAAUAAAAAAAGAAAGGAAGCAGUUGUAUGUCUGGAUUUAUGUCAAAACUAAAUAUGUGAUAGUAUAAAUGUUUUUUUACAACACAUCUUAAUAGAAUGAUAUCGAUAAAAACAAAACAAAAUAUUUACUUUAAAAAGAUUUACACAUAAGGAUUGUGGUGGAGGCUGGUGUUUCAAAAAUAAUAACAGAUAUGAAUGUUUCUGUUGUUUUUAUUAGUGGAAAUAUAUAGGCGAGUGACAUUAUCCAUAAAAGUUUAUUUUAAUGCACACA
Molecule: messenger RNA, 976 nt
Organism: Mytilus californianus (California mussel)
Lineage: Eukaryota; Metazoa; Mollusca; Bivalvia; Mytilida; Mytilidae
Product: beta-1,4-galactosyltransferase 5-like
Exons: 5
Coding region: 60-773 (237 amino acids)
Biological process (GO): carbohydrate metabolic process
Molecular function (GO): glycosyltransferase activity
Source: RefSeq, a predicted model, not a curated record